Messenger RNA from Lasiodiplodia theobromae, 417 nucleotides. Its product is annotated as Stf2-like protein. The transcript is spliced from 2 exons. Lineage: Eukaryota; Fungi; Ascomycota; Dothideomycetes; Botryosphaeriales; Botryosphaeriaceae. The record is from RefSeq and is a predicted model, not a curated record. Bases 1 to 417 code for a protein of 138 amino acids.
AUGACUCGCACUCACAAGGCCAACGACCGUGAGCACACGGGUGUCAACGAGGGCGGCCACCCCGAGACCAAUCUCCCCCGUUACUUCGCGAAGCACGGCCACGUCGACUGCGAGCCGAACAAGGUCAAGAAGGACGGCCAUGGAAAAGCCAACUGGGGACGUGAGGGUGACGAACUCGAGGACUACGACUACACGAUGACGAACCCUCGUCGCCGUUCCAACAGCAUGACUGCCCACAACAUGAAGGACUUCAAGACCAAGUUCGAGACGAUCGAUGCUGAGCCCGUCUUCGAGGAGGAACUCCACGGCCCUCGUCCCGAGGAUUACACCGACCUCGAGAAGAUGUCGACGGGUGACAGCAGCAACACCGAGGGCAGCAUCCAGGAGGAGGACUCGGCCCACAACAAGAAGGCUUAA